AUGACGUUACUGCUUAGCAACAUCCAAAGUAUAUAUAAGAAAGGAUUUUUUUGUGUAACAGACUAUGAUAAAGGGGUCUUCACAGUUAUUGAUCUUCUGGAUGAGAAACAGCUCAGAAAGAUUAAGAAAGAGACACACUUGUUCAGCCACAUAGGAAGGACAGAAGAAAUAAGCUGCUACAUAGAAGAUAAAGAAGUUUUGUCCGAUGUUCAAGUGGAAUCUACAAUAAAAAUGCCAAAUAAAGCCCAAGAGGAUGCUGUCAUUAACCUGAAAUCAGUACAAGAACUGGGUAAGCAACUGGGUUUUGAGUGGACAAUUGUUGCUAGCGAGCUGGGAUUCAGCAGAGCAGAAAUAACCCAGUUUCACUCAGCUAGCACAGAGAAGAAGAUUCAAGCACAGAAAAUGCUGGAGUGCUGUUCACCGGAAACGAAAUACAAUACCAGCCUGAAUAACCCAACGACCAGAACCAGAGACAUCAGAAAUAGGUAUGAACGAUCAUGGAAUAAACUUAACAAGACAAAGAUCCUUCAGGAUGCCCUAGAACGGGCUGGAAGAAAGGACCUGGCUGAUAAACUUCAGUGCCUGCACUGGGGACAUCAGAAGCUAAGCAGCAGAGUGGAGCUCCCUUCUGCUUUCCCCUUUCUCAUCACUGUGCACAAAACCAUCAACAACAAAGAGGGGCUUAAGAAAAUUAACCAACUUAGUCGCAAGUAUCCCUAAGGUGCUGCAGUUAAAACACCACAGAGGACAUCUCUUUUUCAUGUACACUAGAAGUGAGGCUUGAGGUUACUGUUUGUUAUAGAGCUUUUCAUCUGAUCAUUUUAUAAGAUUUAACUAAUUUUAAUUCUGUAUCUGGAAUGUGAUAUUUGAGGAAAUGCCACUUUCUAAGAAAACCUAUUACAGGA
Messenger RNA from Pelodiscus sinensis (Chinese soft-shelled turtle), 905 nucleotides. The record is from RefSeq and is a predicted model, not a curated record. NCBI's taxonomy places the organism in Eukaryota, Metazoa, Chordata, Testudines, Trionychidae.